Carica papaya (papaya) is the source of this 779-nucleotide messenger RNA. Its product is annotated as Adenine nucleotide alpha hydrolases-like superfamily protein. The record is from RefSeq and is a predicted model, not a curated record. NCBI's taxonomy places the organism in Eukaryota, Viridiplantae, Streptophyta, Magnoliopsida, Brassicales, Caricaceae.
CGGUCCCCUGAUCCCGACUCCACCGCCCCUGGCUCCUUUAUCAUCCUCCAUGUACAGUCUCCGCCGACAAUCGCCGUCGGCUUUAUCCCGGCGGUUCCCUUUGGCGGGCCCACUGAUCUGGAGGUUCCCGCGUUUACUGCGGCGAUCGAGGCACACCAGAGGCGGAUCUCUGAGGCGAUUCUAGAACAUGCGUUACAGAUUUGCGCCAACAAAAAUGUUAAUGUGAAGACUCAGGUGGUUAUUGGGGAUCCAAAGGAGAAGAUUUGUGAAAUUGCUGAGAAUUUGCAUGCUGAUUUGCUUGUGAUGGGUUCCCGUGCUUUUGGCCCUAUUAAAAGGAUGUUUUUGGGAAGCAUAAGCAAUUAUUGCACCAAUCAUGCCCAGUGCCCUGUCAUAAUCGUGAAGAGCAAGGACACAUCGUCUUAAGCAUAGACAGUUGUUUACAUCUUCUGCCGAUGCCGAGCAAAAUCAUGUAGAUGCUGAGCGGGCAUGUGAUGCAUCACUAAAUGCUGCCUUAGAGUUGGGGGGAGACUCGCUCAAACUUUGCAGUUUAUUCUUGUUUACUAGCUUGUGCAGUAAGGUCACUCUUUGUAUGCUUUUUUGAGUGGUUUUGGAAAGAUUGAUUGGCCUUUCCAGAUCUACAUUUAGGGACACGUCCCUAACCUGUACCUUCCUUCUUUUGUUUGGUUUGUUUUAAUAAUUUCCUUCCAGUAUAAACCCUGCAUACUGUAUACCACAUGUGAACAACAAAUUGGUAAUAAAAGAUUUCAUGUUGAUUGUCA